This is a messenger RNA of Aspergillus ochraceoroseus IBT 24754, 656 nucleotides long. Its product is annotated as putative NADH-ubiquinone oxidoreductase 14 kDa subunit. NCBI's taxonomy places the organism in Eukaryota, Fungi, Ascomycota, Eurotiomycetes, Eurotiales, Aspergillaceae. The record is from RefSeq and is a predicted model, not a curated record. Bases 101 to 382 code for a protein of 93 amino acids. The transcript is spliced from 2 exons.
GAUCCCUCAUCGCGAAGUGACUGCUUGUUCCUGAUUGCAACCGUCCCGGAUACCUUUCAUUCCCGCAUUAUCCGCGCAAUCCGCGAUCUCAUCCUCAAAAAUGGUUCACAAAGUGCUCUUCUGGGGCGGCUUCGGCAUCGCCGUCCGACUCUGGCAACUCGGCAUCGAAAUGCGUCCUAUCCUCGCUAAGGAAUCCCUUUGGGUGUACCCCCUCUUCGCCGGUGUUGGCGGCAGCUUCGGAUACUGGCUCCAGGGCGUUGAAGACCGACAACUUAAGAUCCUCGCACAGCGCCGGAAAGAUGUCCUGGAGAAGCGCCGCAGACGAGACGAGGGAACAUUGAGCAAGGUGGAAGAGGCUGGAACAUUGGCUGCGACAUCGUGAGAUUUGUACAUUGCUGUUUGUCUUUUUUAUCAACUUUUAUCUGUCUUCAGAGUCGCAGGUGGAGGGUUGAACGGCAUAUUCUUCUUACCAGGCUAGACGGAGAAUGAACCCCCCGCCAUACUUGUACCAAAAAUGCAAAAUGGUUAAUACUCGACAAAGGCUCCCGGUUUGUAAGAGUAGAUAAUUGCUGCCUCAGGGAGAAUUCUCCUCAAUUUCCAAGUCGAUGUAAUAACAACAGGACGGGUCGAAUUCCCACAAGUACUAUAGAAUCCGA